AUGGCCAAGACAAUCCUCGACGCCCUGGCUAGCAGAAACCCUGCUCUCGAGAACCUGGCAAAAGAAGGGCCAAAUACCAUUGGUGACGGCUGGAUUCAUGUGGAAAAUUGGCGGCCGUGGAGAGAGUUCAAUUACAAGAAUCUCUCCUCCAUAUAUGGAGACGUUCUAUCCUUGGCCGGAGACCCCCCGCUGUUGGAGCCCACUUGCAGCUAUGACCGGGAGAUCUGGGACGAGCACAGUCUGGAUAUAUUUCUCUCCAGAUUCAUGCUCCCCGUUGUCAAUUGGGCGCUGGGACAUGCGACCCAAGCCUUGGGCUGGGGUAAUAGGUCCAUCUAUCUUGCCCCCGGAAGCUGGACUGGAUCGUCUGACUGGGGCCUCGUGUCGAAAGGCCAAAUGCCAGAUGGCUAUCAUAAUCUCCUACCAGGCGACACUAAGCUGUCCGUCAAAUGGCGGCCAGAGAUGGAAGAGUCUCGAGACAGGUAUACACGACAUCAAUGGACCUUGCCCAUGUCACAGGUCAAUACGUACGCUGUAAGGUCGGGUUGUCGCCACAGCUUCAUCAUCACCGACCUCCACCUCAUUGUUUUGAGGCUGUCCCGGGAGCCUGUGGCUCACGGCUUAGCUUCGAACCGAUCCCCCAGGCAUUCAACGCAGCUGGGCCACCGGCGGAUUGCCUCGGGGAGCACGGAUAUUUCAUCGCAGCUAGAGGCCAUGUCCAUUGUUGAGUCGUUUGGCGCUGCCUCUUAUGCAAGUAGCAAUCCCGCCAACAGAGAAUACCAGUCUCCGGAAUAUGCCUCUAUCCCUUGGAGUGCCCAAGGCAAAAAGAGGCUCACCGUUAAGAUGGGUCUCUUUUGCCUUUGUCUAAUGGCGGCGGGAGGAGAGGCCAAGAUUGAAACGGCUUAUCCUCCAUUGGAUUCAUGGAGGCCAGAAUCUGAAGGCUUUCGACACAAUGCUUCAGGACAACAUGCAUAUAAUCUGCCCGCUGAUGCCAUAAUAAGUACCCAAGAGCCAGAAUCUCCCGGUACGGGUCAAACGGAAGAAGAGCACGGGGCGGAGUAG
Molecule: messenger RNA, 1059 nt
Organism: Trichoderma aggressivum f. europaeum
Lineage: Eukaryota; Fungi; Ascomycota; Sordariomycetes; Hypocreales; Hypocreaceae
Exons: 1
Coding region: 1-1059 (352 amino acids)
Source: RefSeq, a predicted model, not a curated record